UUGCAGUGGCGUCUCGAGACGUGUCUAUGUAAAAGCGCGUUCACCAUGCGGGUGGCCGUUAUUCAGUCAUUCCUUAUUUAGGCGCGUUGUCAGCGGGACUCCGCGCCCCUGGAUAUCUAAAACCGAGCGAGAAGCAAGGUCGCUUAAUGAUCUGCCCACUGACUUUUCCACCGCUUUCUCAGGUUCGCCGAUGUUGCUUUAUUUGGAAAUCCCGGAAGCGCCCGGCUCUCGCGCAGUGACUGGCAGGGGGGCACGAGCUGCGGCACGAACAGACCCUUCUGGCUGCGGUUCGAGAUUUCAAAAUUCGCUCAUCAUAAGGGAAUCUCAGUUUUGCAGGCUGCUCUGAGAGAUGGAGGCUUUGGUGCAGAGACUGGAGCAGGCUGUGACACGCCUGGAGAGCAUGUCCAUCAAGAUGCAGACCCCGGGAGGGGGCGUGGCCAAUGGAGACAUAACCAAUGGAAUCAAUGGUGUAAGCCGGUGUGUGGAGGCGUUUGACCUGCUGCUGGAGGGCCCAGUGUCGGACUACCUGCGGACGAGCCAAGCCAUCGGAGAGGACGUGGAGAAGCACGCAGAGAUGGUGAAGACUGCUCUAAAAGUACAGAGGAACUUCAUCAAGAUGGCGAGCACACACCAGCAGCCUGCACAGGCGGAGAUGUCAGCCCUGCUGAAGCCCAUCUCGGAUCAGAUCCAGCAGGUGCAGCGUUUCCGCGAGCAGCACCGCGGGAGCCUGCUGUUCAACCACCUCUCGGCCGUCAGCGAGAGCAUCCCGGCGCUGGGCUGGGUCACCGUGUGCAUGAAGCCAGGGCCAUAUGUGAAAGAAAUGAACGAUGCCGCCAUGUUCUACACUAACCGCGUCCUGAAGGACUACAAAGAGACAGAUAAGCGGCAUGUCGACUGGGUUCGGUCCUACCUGAACAUCUGGACAGAGAUGCAAGCCUACAUAAAGCAGCAUCACACCACAGGCCUGGCCUGGAGCCAAACUGGUCCAAAGGCUCCCUCCUCCCUGCCCGACCCUUGCCCUCCCAUGGCCCCGCCCCCUCCGCCCCCGCCCCCCCCUCCGAGCGCAGACCAGCAGCCCAAACCUGACAGCAGCGCCUUGCACUCAGCCCUCUUCGCCCAGCUCAACCAGGGAGAGGACAUCACCAGAGGCCUGAAGCACGUCUCUGAAGCCCAGAAGACCCAUAAGAACCCGGGCCUGCGCUCCCAGAGCGGCACCCCCCCCCCACAGCCGCACAUGGCCACGCCCCCAAGCCCGCGGCCACGCCCCCCCCACAGCCGCACCCCGCUGCUGGAGCUGGAGGGGAAGAAGUGGCGGGUGGAGUACCAGAACCAGGCCCCGGACCUGCUGAUCUCCGACACCGAGCUCCGGCAGGUGGCCUACGUCUUCAGCUGCGCCAACUCCACCCUGCAGAUCAAGGGCAAAGUCAACUCCAUCAUUCUGGAUAACUGUAAGAAAAUGGGUGUGGUGUUUGACAGCGUGGUGGGCAUCGUGGAGAUCAUCAACUGCAAAGACAUAAAGCUCCAGGUGAUGGGGACAGUGCCCACCAUCUCCAUCAACAAGACGGACGGCUGCCACGUGUACCUCAGCCAGGACGCGCUCAACUGCGAGAUCAUCAGCGCCAAGAGCUCCGAGAUGAACAUCCUGCUCCCGCAAGGAGACGACUACAGAGAGUUCCCCGUUCCAGAGCAGUUCAAGACGGUGUGGGACGGAUCCAGACUAGUGUCGGAGCCCACCGAGAUCGCUGGCUGAUGGCUUCCUCCUCCUCUUCCUCCACCUCCUCCUCACACAGCAGUCUCACACAUUCACUCAGAAAUAACAGUAAUACUACAGUAACUCUUCAUCGGAGUCCUCCUCACCAUAGCCACUGUGUUAGUGGGAGCACCAGCCUGAUAUAACCCAAGACUCUUUCUGCAGCUCUUUAAAACAGUUCCUUCACACACACACACACACACACCUACAGACACACCCUUGUUGUGAGGACCGUAUGUGACGUGUGUAAAUGUAGGUGUGUUCAUGUGACUCGCGCCGCGGUUUUUCUAGGGCUAAUUCUGUGAUUUCUCUCGAAUGAAUUCCUCCUUAAAUGGCAAAAGUGGAAUAACCACAAACUUACAUAUUUAUCAUCCGUGCCAUAGCCAUAACUCUGUCUCACUCACUCACACACGUGCACACAUCAAACACACACAGACACACACAGCUACAGCAUUUGUGUGUAAGCUUCACAGGGAAUGUAAACAAUGUCUCACACGCUCUUGGUUCUUGUGUGCCGUUAAGCUUUUGCACAAGUCUCCCCACCCCUUCAAUGUCAUAUUAACACGCAGAGUGUAGAGCAUCACAGGAAGUGUAGUUUCACACUAAUAGUGUAUCACAAUAACUAUAGUGUAUAUACACCAAUAGUGUAUAACAGUAACUAGCUUUAGGCUAAUAGUGCGGAAUAUCACAGUAACUGUAGUUCCACGUCAAGCAUCACGUCAGUGUAGGUUCACACUAGUCGUGCAUCAGUAACUAGUUUCACACUAAUGUAAAGUAUCACAGUAACUGUAGUUCCAUGUCAAGCAUCACGUCAGUGUAGGUUCACACUAGUCGUGCAUCAGUAACUAGUUUCACACUAAUGUAAAGUAUCACAGUAACUGUAGUUCCACGUCAAGCAUCACGUCAGUGUAGGUUCACACUAGUCGUGCAUCAGUAACUAGUUUCACACUAAUGUAAAGUAUCACAGUAACUGUAGUUCCACGUCAAGCAUCACGUCAGUGUAGGUUCACACUAGUCGUGUAUCAGUAACUAGUUUCACACUAAUGUAAAGUAUCACAGUAACUGUAGUUUCACACUAAUAGAGCAUCACAGUAACUGUAGUUUAACACUAGUAGUGUAAAAUAUCACUGUGUAAUAACGUAGAAAGAAGAGACUGUAGGUUUAAGGUUGUGUCUGUCUCAGUGCAGUUGCGCUGUACUAUGGGGAGAUGUACACUGGGAAACCGUUCUUUUCUCGAAAGGUUCUCAUUGGUCCCGUGUCAGUCAUCGCUGAGGUGUGAUUGGUCCUGUGUCAGUCAUUGCUGAGCUGUGACUGGUCCUGUGUCAGUCAUCGCUGAGGUGUAAUUUUUCAGGCUCGACACCGCGAGAGUUUGCUGCCACCAAUAAUGUCAAAGGGGGGAUUAGAAACAAGUGCAUUUUAAAUAUCGCAAUGAAUUUGUUUAUUGGACAUUUUUCAAAAUAAAAUGAAUAUGAUUCAG
This is a messenger RNA of Anguilla anguilla (European eel), 3227 nucleotides long. It is a transcript of the gene cap2, whose product is annotated as cyclase associated actin cytoskeleton regulatory protein 2. The record is from RefSeq and is a predicted model, not a curated record. Gene Ontology annotation, molecular function: adenylate cyclase binding; actin binding. Gene Ontology annotation, cellular component: cytoplasm. Gene Ontology annotation, biological process: cytoskeleton organization; cell morphogenesis; regulation of adenylate cyclase activity. Lineage: Eukaryota; Metazoa; Chordata; Actinopteri; Anguilliformes; Anguillidae.